GGGGCUCGUGGUCGCGGCGGGUGGACUACGAGCCCCAGGGGCCCGCGCGGCCGCCGGGCAGUUCCGGACAACGCCUGGUGUGUGGUAACAGCAGCGGACGCUUCCUCCUUGCAGGCGCUUCCGGCGCGGCGGUGAAGCCCACUCGAGAGCUCCGAGGGCUCCGUGGGGCGGGGGGAGCCAUAAAAUAUCUACUGGUAGGUGAUAAAAAUGUGAGAGUCCUGAUUGUUACAAUUCCAUCCAUGUGGAUGUAUCUCAUCUAUACAGGCCCCUUUCUAAAGGACAAUAUAUUUUUCAAGUUCAAGUGUUCUUGCACAACGAGGAAAAAGAAGAAACAUUUCAGUGAAUGAGGAGUUUUUUGCUUCGAUAGUGUUUUCUUAGGGAAGUGGGUCUUUGAAUGAGGAUGACAAUGGAAGAGAUGAAGAAUGAAGCAGAGACCACUUCUAUGGUUUCCAUGCCUCUCUAUGCUGUUAUGUACCCUGUCUUUAACGAGCUAGAAAGAGUAAAUCUAUCUGCAGCUCAGACACUGAGAGCAGCUUUUAUUAAGGCUGAAAAAGAAAAUCCAGGUCUUACACAGGACAUCAUUAUGAAAAUUCUGGAGAAAAAAAGUGUGGAUGUGAACUUCACAGAGUCUCUUCUGCGUAUGGCAGCUGAUGAUGUAGAAGAGUAUAUGAUUGAAAGACCGGAACCAGAAUUCCAAGAUCUUAAUGAAAAGGCACGAGCACUUAAACAGAUUCUUAGUAAGAUUCCUGAUGAGAUCAAUGACAGAGUGAGGUUUCUUCAGACAAUCAAGGACAUCGCGAGUGCAAUAAAGGAACUUCUUGACACAGUAAAUAAUGUCUUCAAGAAAUACCAAUACCAGAACCGGCGGGCACUUGAGCACCAAAAGAAAGAGUUUGUAAAAUACUCCAAAAGUUUCAGUGAUACUCUGAAAACCUAUUUUAAAGAUGGAAAGGCAAUAAAUGUGUUCAUAAGUGCCAACCGACUAAUUCAUCAAACCAACUUGAUACUCCAGACCUUCAAAACUGUGGCCUGAAAACUGUAUAUGUUGAGAGUUGUACUUUUCAAUGGUGGAUAGGGUACCUUUAUAUGUAAAUUUUAAAGUUUUGACUGUAUAAAUUAUCAGCCCCUCUUGAGGGGCCUAAUGCAGGAUUUUGAAUGGGAUUAUUGCCAUCGUACACCAUAUUUUUGUAAAACAUUGUAGCUUAAUCAUAAUCUCACAAUGAAGAAUUUUGCAUCACUUUUUGCUAUUAUCAUUCUUUUCAGAAUUAUAAGCCAAAAGAAUUUACGCCUUAAUGUGUCAUUAUGUAACAUUCCUUAUAAGAAUUGUAAAUAUUUGGUGUUCUGUUUCUGACAUUUUAACUUGAAAGCGGAAAAACUGCAAGAUUAUGUAUUUAACAAUAUUGGUGGCAAAUAUUCAAUAAAUAGUUUACAUCUGUUA
Falco peregrinus (peregrine falcon) is the source of this 1438-nucleotide messenger RNA. It is a transcript of the gene PDCD10, whose product is annotated as programmed cell death 10. Gene Ontology annotation, molecular function: protein kinase binding. NCBI's taxonomy places the organism in Eukaryota, Metazoa, Chordata, Aves, Falconiformes, Falconidae. The record is from RefSeq and is a predicted model, not a curated record. Gene Ontology annotation, cellular component: FAR/SIP/STRIPAK complex; Golgi apparatus. The transcript has 9 exons. Gene Ontology annotation, biological process: positive regulation of MAP kinase activity; regulation of Golgi organization. The coding region runs from base 395 to 1033 and encodes 212 amino acids.